Messenger RNA from Drosophila nasuta, 1406 nucleotides. Its product is annotated as ubiquilin-2. Gene Ontology annotation, molecular function: polyubiquitin modification-dependent protein binding. The transcript has a single exon. Gene Ontology annotation, biological process: ubiquitin-dependent protein catabolic process. Lineage: Eukaryota; Metazoa; Arthropoda; Insecta; Diptera; Drosophilidae. Gene Ontology annotation, cellular component: cytosol. Bases 133 to 1227 code for a protein of 364 amino acids. The record is from RefSeq and is a predicted model, not a curated record.
UUGACGCACACAGAGUUGUCAGUUGCAGGUCAACUUUUGUAAAUGUUGUAAACCCACAACUCCCAUUAAAUCAAUUCGACAACGACAGACACAUUGGAGAACUAGGAAUCGCUUUGCGCUGCCGUUGACGACAUGUGCGCCAAGAGCAUCGAAAUAACCGCCCGCGAGACGGGCGGAGGAACUGCUGUCGUCUCUUUGCGCCAGAACGAAUUGAUCAGCAAUCUGCGUGCUCUGGUCGCAGUGCGUUUCGAGCAGGCCAUCGACAUGAUAAUGCUGAUCUUUGGUGGCCAGGUGCUGCUCGAUGUGGGCACCAUCGAUCGCCAAGGCAUCACCGAGGGCGUCACGGUGCACGUUCUCUUCCGUCCGUUGCGCCAAGAGAAGAAGAGCAGCUCCACAACGGACUUGAAUCUUUCGACAAAGUACUUGUCGAAAAAACGCUUGGAGAUGCUGAAGAAUGUGGACUUCUUCCAGCCGCUGCUCGAUGAUCCGGCUACGCUGCGGGACAUGAUGUAUAGCGAUGGACGGCUUCGCAAGUUGCUGGACGAGAGCGCCUCGUUUCGUCACUACAUGAGCAGCGAUCGCAAUUUGCGUGAGUUCUUCUCCACACUCUUCAAUCCGGCCAAGGUGCAGGAGCAGGGACGCAGGCGGGACAUUCACAUUUUGCGCAUGGAGUGGGUGCCUGGCAGCUACUCGGUGCUGAACAAGAUAACCUCCUUUUUGAACAGCACUCAGGAGGACAACGUGGCCGCCAACUACCAGAACAUCGCUGCUGGCCAACACUCUGGGGACAAUCCGCAACGUGGACGUGAGAAUUGUUUGCCUUUGCCGAAUCCCUGGCUGCGCGAACCUCCCGUAACCGGACAAACCCGACGCCCAGGGCGCAUGGGGAAAGGUCUGAAGAGGAAGUGCCAUCGUCUCAUCAAAUCGGAUGACACCAAGAUGCUGCGCUAUGCCAAGGAUUGGUCUGCAUUCGAUGAUUACUUUGCAAACGCCAACUCGACGGAAUCGAGCAACUCGGAUGCUCUGGAUCCACUCUUUGAUCGCUCGCUCAACAUCUUUGACUUCAUGUCCACCAACGACUCGCGCUGGGAGCAACACUUUCGCUCCGAGCUGCUGGAACUGGAUGCCUUGGGACACACUAAUCAACAGCGCAACAUCAGCGCCCUCCUCAUGUCCUUUGGGGAUGUGAAGUUGGCCUGCAAGCUGCUCCAGAAGUGGAACCGUUAGCACACUCCACACUCGACAGACUACCAAAUACUACACUGCAUUUCAUCAACUGUUUAGUUUAAAUUGUUUUUGGUUGCUUAUACUGUUUGUUGUCCCCUUCAUAGCUCGCUGCUUUUCCGACAUCCUCAAGGUCUUCUCUUUUCAUUGUUCAAUCCAAUGCAUGCCAGCAAAGAGUUAAA